This is a messenger RNA of Porites lobata, 5977 nucleotides long. The record is from the annotation of a GenBank genome assembly. NCBI's taxonomy places the organism in Eukaryota, Metazoa, Cnidaria, Anthozoa, Scleractinia, Poritidae.
AUGGGUGGAAAAUUUCUCACACUUGUUCUGUUUUGUUCGGUUUUUGUUGCGGUAUAUGGUCACGACUCCCAUCACGGACAUAGCCACGAACAUCACCAUCAUGGACAUAGCCAUCACGAACCCAGCCACGAUCAUCAUCAUCAUCAUCAUCACGGACAUAGCCAUGAUUUUGAAGACGAACAUAUUGAUGAACAUCCUGCUCGAAAAUAUCAACAAAAAGCAAAUACCCCGAAACCAAGCAGUCAUCCUUCGGCCAAAAAACCUGUUACCACUCAAGCCGCAAACGGAAAAUGGACAAAAUGGCUUCAGGCGAUAGGAGCGACUUUGCUGAUCAGUGCUGCCCCUUUCUUCAUCCUAUUUUUCAUCCCACUACAAAGCAAUACGGCUGACCAGCAGCCACUGUUGAAAGUACUUCUAGCUUUUGCUUCUGGAGGGCUCUUAGGAGAUGCUUUUCUUCAUCUGAUCCCCCAUGCGAUUUCACCACAUUCGCACCACGGCGAUCACGAACACUCUCAUUCUCACUCGCAUGGUUCGCACGAAAGCGGUCAUGAUCAUUCGUCCGAAAUGGCUGUGGGUCUUUGGGUUUUAGCUGGCUUGAUAGCCUUUCUAAUGGUUGAAAAGUUUGUCAGGCUGGUCAAGGGAGGCCAUGGCCAUUCACAUGGUGCCCCUAAAAACGACCACGAUUCAAAUUCUGUUAAGAACGGAGAGGUCGUAACAGAAAAAGACGGAGAUGAGGUACCCGAAGAGAAUGACAAGGAGUUGCGCGAAAGAAAAAAGACAGAUGAAGUCGCUCAAAAGGAAAUAAAAGCAAAAACUGCGUCGGGUGAGUUAAGAUUUUUACUCCAAAUCGAAGGCUACGUGGAUAUAUGGAAGCCAUUUGAAGUAGGUCACGUGUCGUAAAUUUUUAAUUUUGCUUUCCUAAUAAUUACGACGAUUUCUUUCUGUUUUUGAAGACCCUUUUUAAUCAGUUUGAAAUAUUAUUUGACACGUAAGUGUUUCUCGUCGAAUUUAUUCAAUUUGUACUGUGCGAAUGUUUGUUUUCCCUAGAUGAAUUUCCACAACCACGGGUAUCGGAAAAGCAACGAAGAAAAUUGAUUUCCGAGUCAGUGAGCCAGAAGAGUACUAGAAAAUUUCUUGUUAAUCCUAACAGCUGCUAUUUUCCCAUGAACUCAUCUUUUAAAAUCGCCGCGUUUUGGUGUAUUUUUUCAGCUUUUACGAGAAUUUUAAGGACUUCAAAGUAAACAUACAGUGAUCGAACAAAAAAUUGUAUGCAAAUUUUGUCUCGUUGACGUGUCAAUACGAAAUUGAUCCUCGUGCCUGAAAAAAUACAACAGGGUAAUUGUUUGGAAAAAAGGGGUUUUUUAGACAUCUUAGACAGGAUGCAAGUGUCAGGGUUGCUUGUUUAUAAAGUUCAUUUACUCUCAAGAAUGUGAAAAUUUUUCAGCUCAUAUUUUUAAAACAAUUUUCAUACAAAAAAUUAGAUUUAUUGCGGUAUAAACUUUGAAAGGCGCCAGAAAGACAAUUCCUACCACCUCAGUUUUUUGACGUAGUUCUCUGGAAAAAAAACUUUCCUGAUGCCCCCCUGGUUACCAGCUCGUUUAAGAAACAGCCUAAAAUAAUAAAAAAAAUAACACCAAUUUUGGCACAGCGGAAGGAGGGGUGGGGGGUUGGUGUAUGAAAACGGAACAUGCCCAAGAAUGAAUUAACUAUUUCUUCCCCAUAAGUGACCAAAAUCAUAUUUCAAUGAAAUUUGCAAACUUUAUUUCUGUUCAAUGCUGAUAAACAUAAAUAAUACCAUGGAGAGUACUGGGGUUUCAUGUUUUUGAAUGGUCACGCUGGCCCAUAGUAUCAAUUUUUUUCAUCAGCUUAUAGUUACAGUUAACAAGAGACACCAUUAUUCAUGGGAGUGAAGGCAGGAAAAAGUGAUGAUAUUGAAGGAGAGAAAAAAUGAGUUUUUAAAAUCUCUGAUAAUAAUUAUCAAAUUUAAAAAAGAAUGAAAAAUUAUAUUGCUUUUUCAAUUAUUGAAAAAGCAAUAUAAUUUUUCAUUCUUUUUUAAAUUUGAUCUCACUGUUCUGUGGUCGUCUUAACAACUAUUCUUGCAUCAUGUAAUUUGAAAUAGAUAAAUUUUGAAAUAGGAAGGAUUUGAAUGGAAGACUGUGGGUCUAGAUCUGAUGGUGAAAUGAUUAGUCUGUUGUUUCUGUGUAGUUCCACAUGAUCAUGGCGAUGAUAUAAAGGUGGCAGGCUACUUAAAUCUUGCUGCAGAUUUCACUCACAAUUUUACUGAUGGUCUAGCCAUUGGAGCCUCAUUUCUUGUGAGUCGUAAUCUUGGUGUAAUCACUACUUUUACGAUCCUUCUUCAUGAAGUUCCUCAUGAGAUUGGAGAUUUUGCAAUUCUUGUUCAGUCUGGUUGCAACAAGAGAAAGGUAGGCAGAUUUGCUGUUGAAUUCAUCUGGCUUGCAGCCGUUAUUAGUUGCAACUGAGGCAGUAUUGCCUUGGCAAAACUUCUGAAAUUUCUUAGUGCCUUCUUAAAAUUAAAAAAUAUAUUAUUCAAGCAUGCCGUAGGUGGUAUAUUCAGUUUAAUGCUGCAAUUUAGUAAUUUUUAGUGUUUUUUGAUGCGGCCUUUUUCAAAUUCGCAUUUCUUAAAUCACUGACAACAAUAUGGUAAAUCACUUGUAAGUAUUGCGUAAAGCAUAAAGAUGUUUAAAGUUCCAAUAUAUAGAUACAGAAACCAUAUUAAAUCCUCAGCUUUUGAUCGUGAUAAUGAUGACAAGAAGCCAUUUGAAACACCAAGUUUCUGUAUAUCAUCAAUUAUUGUUUUAAAAUGAAUCUGUAAUCACUCAGAAAAAUUCUUGACUUGUGAUCACUACGUGCUUAUUUCAGUGUGUUAAGUCUCUUACCUCAGAAAAAAAACUUCACUGUAUGACACACUGAGCUUAAAUUUUCUGGUUUUUAUUAUUAAUUUCAGGCAAUGUUACUUCAACUGACAACUGCAACUGGUGCCUUGGCUGGGACAUUUUGUGGCCUACUUGCAGAAAACAUUGGGGAGUCUGCUGCUACACUAUGGAUCCUACCGUUCACGGCAGGAGGUUUUAUUUAUAUCGCCACAGUGUCUGUCAUUCCUGAACUACUGGAGGACACCAAAAUUGGCCAGACCAUUAAAGAACUUGUUGGAUUGUUUGUUGGGGUCUUGAUGAUGGUCCUAAUUGCUAAGUUUGAGUAAUUUUAUUUUGCUGUGAAUGUUGAGGGUAGCGUUGACAUCUUGAGUUCAAUCACUUUGGUCAAUCCCACGGGACUUUCCUGUUUCUUGUUUUCAUGGCUUUGGGAACAACAUUCCCGAUUAUCUGAAAGCCAGAAGCUUGACAUUUUUUAAUCAAAGGUCAGACUUUACCUAUAUGAAAACAUAACUAGGUAAGUCCGAGAUGUCCCCAAGUGUUAUACAGCCUGUAGAGUAUUCAGUUGGUUGUAUUUGGAAGAAGAUUUCAUGGAAAGAUUAGUACAAUAAUAUUAUAUUCCAUGAACUUUGUCAAUUGCAAGAGACUGCAUUUGUUGGUUAAUUACAUUAGUUGGGAACGUAAGAUUGAGAUCCCAUUCUACCACCCACUAAAUACAGACAGCUACAGUAGUUGUUCCUGGUUCAGUACAGAACAGAACACCUUGUGAUACCCUUAAAACUAUCACAGUAAUACUGAUGUUUUUUGUUACUAUUAUAAUAAUGCUUGUUUGACUAAAGAGUUAGGAAUAUUUUUCUUGUAAAAUUAUAUUCUCCUCAAAAAUGAGGUAAUAAUUAAAAGUCUGUAAUUAUUAAUUGUUUGAUGAAAUGUUUUAAGUUUAUGUCGUUUCAUUGUUAUACGGGAAAAUGUUUUUGUUAUACAGAAAAUCACAACAUCCACAGGACAGCUUUGAGCUAAUAUGCUUUUUGUUAAGCUAAGUUGAGGAUAACUAAACUGUAUAAAAAGGGGAAAACUUAUUUUUGAGAGAUUUUACCACAUUUGAAUAAAUAUUGUACAAAAAGGAAAUUACCCAGCCAUAAGAAAUCUUCUGUUUUGUACAUUUUUUAUGUAUGUGCCAUAAGUUAUUUCAAAGUUCAAAUUUCUAGGUCCUGAUAGAUAUGUUUAAAUGAAGUAUUGGGUAGAAUAAUGACCCAAGUGGUCCCAAGAGGUUCCUGAUCUAAUGUUAAAUUUUUGCUUUGACUCUCACAAGCAUAAAUAAGACAGAUCAUAAGGAAAUCUAACAGUUAAACAAAGAGAUGCAUUCAGGUUGAUGCUAUAAAGUAAAAACCUUUGACUAAGAACCUGCAUCUUAACAGGUUCCUGCAUAAAUGGUACUGUAAAAUUCCGAAAAUAAGCCCCGGGGCUUAUAUUUUUCAAAGGCCCUUUUUGAGGGCUUAUAUUCGGAGGGGCUUAUCUAUGGAGGGAAAUUUGCGUUUCAAAAUUGAUUGGCCUAGCCUUAUAGUUGGAAGCAAAUUUACCGUUUUUGCUUUGUUUUGCUUUGAAUUGGUUGAUUUUGAGCUUCGCUUAAAAUAUUUAAUUCGAUGCGCACUGUAUUUAGGUUAUCGCAUUAGAGUAGCUGUUGAUUGAUUUGUAUGCCAGUAUAUAUAGUAACGUCAUGACAGAAUUUGUCAGUUUAUUAGCAGAUCGUGAUAGUUUGCAAAGUCGAAUCUUUUCAUUGUGUCCUGAUGUCUCAAUCCACAUAUUCUCUUCGUCCACGCAAUCAACUAGACUACGCUUUAUUGAAUAGCGGAAAGCAAUUACAGUUUCCAGUUUACGAUAUUUCUCCGCUCAAAGCCUCUCCCGACCCUAACGAAGACGGAUUGAGCAGCAACAGGGACGCAGCGCCGGCCCCUCUGACAUCGGAUCCGGGAGAGGAGUUUAUGGAGCUCCAAAAGCUACUAACUCAGGCGAAAGAGGAGAACGAGGCCCUGGAAAAAACAUUUCAACUGGAGGCCAUGCGUCAGGAGUUACAGGCGCUUCGUCUCCGCAACGAGCAACUCGACCGACGCCGUCAUGCGACACCUUCCAUUAAUGGCGGUGCGAAGCUUCUUCGAGAAGACCCUAACCCAGCGCAAGUUCUUCAGGACUUGAGGUCCAAAAAAUCCCUUUCCACCCGGGUGGACAAAUUCCUGGCUACCCUGGAGGACUCAUCUUCCGAGGAGGAUAGUGACGGAAAAGACCACAUUCCCGUUUCUAGAGGUAGGCGCCACACCUUGAAAUCAGGGAAAGACAGUAAAAUAACAAGCCGAGUUCUUUCCCCUCAGUUAUGGCCCCACAGUCACCUUAGUUUAUCGUACAUCUCCAAAGAAAAGAAGUACGAUGAGUUAUCGCUAGCUGAAUUUGCUGCUGGCUAUGCCGCCAUUCUUCAGCGCCCCACCCUGUCUCCCUCGGAACUUCGUGCACGCAUCGACCAUUUCGCAGCUUUGAUGUACCUGGCCACUCAGUAUACUUGGUCUUCAGUACACGAUUUGCACGCCGCUGUACUUUUUGAGAUAGAAUGUGAUAGAGCAAAGUGGGGUGAUUCUUUUACUUAUUUGGAAUCUCGCAUUUUACAAUCACUGUCAAGAUCUUCGCGUUCGGGAAGUGGAGCCCCACGCUCGGAAAAUCCUGCGUCCGUAUUCUUCUGUCGUGAUUUUCAGCAUGGCACCUGUAAACACCAGAAAGAUCACUUUGGCACGCUUCGUGGUGAACGUAAAUGGUUUCAGCACAUUUGUGCCCGGUGCUGGGUCGACUCGCGGCUUAUCGCACGUCAUUCAGAGUUCGCUAAGGAGUGCCCCCUGUUCACAGAUACCAGUAAACAGGGCAAUUUUCCAAGUACAAGCGCCCGGGUGGCUUAUAUUUGGAGGGGCGAUUUAACAGAGGGUUUUUUGCAUUACCGGUUUGGGGGGCCUAUAUUUGGAGGGGCUUAGUUUCAGAAUUUUACGGUAAUUAAAAAAAGUGCAUAUUUAGACUAUUUAGGUUCUUAAAUAGGUUCUUACUCUCUGAGG